UAGGAAGUGACGCUUUCCCUGAGUCCCGGAGAGAAAGAAACAAAGUUUUAGGGUUUUUUUUUUCCCCCCCUUCUCUUCUCCGCUUUCCCCCCUUUUGCUUAUUGUCGCUCCGCGUUGCCCCGUGGGCGCCCGUCGCGGCAGCCCUGCCUCGCUUCGCAGGACCUGUAACUAAGUGGACCCUCCUGACCUCUGAACCACAAAGAAUAAGAGUGAAAAGAAGUGGGAGAAGCACACGAAGAAAAAGGAAGUGGAUGCACUUUCAUCUGGAUUCUUUUCCUGCCCUUUAUUGCAAAAGCUGAAUGGAAAAGAGAGACUUCUGUGCCUUUCUUCCCCCAACCUCAGGGAUGGGUGGAUUGUAAAUACAGUGUGUGCAACUGGGAGAAUAGACUGAACCAUGAAUCUUCAGGCUCAGCAAAAGUCUUCAAGCAAAAGGACUGGGAAACGAAUUGCCUAUUUUAAUGAGCAGGAAAUAGCUGUGUCAUCAAAAGAACCACAGCAGCAGCUGAAGGAAGGACAGUACUAUGGUCAUGGAGGGAAUAUACCGGUCUCCCAAACUAUGGAUAUUACACACGCAGGAGGAUUAACAAGUGCUCCCAACAAUGUUGCUUUGAUGAACUCUGUUUACAGUCAAGAUAGGGGAGAAUCAAUGAUGAUGUCCCAGACGGUAACAGCUGUCAAAUGGCAGAAUUCACUAAUGGGAAACCGGUUGCCUGAGAGGGGUGACAGCCACUGGCAGACUCCACCUUCCAUAUGGAACCACAGUAUGGUUUUUGGGGGCAACCCGAAAGGACCCCACUCCAAUGCUGGUGCCCCAGGCUUCUAUGGCCACCCAGAAGCCCUUAAAAGAAACCAAGAGAAAGGAGUGUUUGUGUCACAGCUGGACUUGUAUGGAGACGCUGUCCAGCAGAUGAUGUCCCAGAAGGCUCAGCUGGAACAGCAAGCCCUGGUUAGACAGCAAGCUCAAAUGAAUUCUUUUCAUCAGAUGCAGAAGCAGCAGCAGCAGAAUCAAAGUCUGCCGUUACAGCCUUUCCAACUUGCCUUUGGUCACCAAGGCCAAAAGCAGGGUCUUCCUGAGUUGUUACACGUCUUUCAAGAAGCCCCAGCUUCUUCCAGUCCAGCAUUUACUGCUCAGCAAAAACAGCAAGCUCUUCCCCAGCUACAACUGUUUGAAAACUUCUAUCCUCAACAGCAGCAGCAGCAGGCUGCCACACAAGCCUUCAGUCUGCAGCAAACCACUUCCAUAGCACAGCCUCAUGUGGCAGCUGCAGCACCUCAGCAUCACAUGAUGGCACACCAAUUUCAGCAAACAGAGAGGAACCAGGAACUAUUCAAGGCUCUAACAGAGCAGAACCAACAGACUGUGCUACCUCAGACCCAGAUUCCCUUUCCAAGAAGGUCACGGAGACUCUCCAAAGAAGGUGUCGUGCUGACAUCUGCAGGAGAAGCGUUGGCUUCCAAACAGGCAGAGGAACAACCCAGCAAUUUAUUUCUGCAUCACUGGCAAGCACAUCAGCAAGAGGUCCCAUUACAGCAGCCUCCUGAAUCACUGACACACAACAAAAGUAGCUAUUUGCACCCCAGGAGAUUGGAUAUGGGGCAGAAGGAUGUCGUGGUCAAUAGUGAGCUGUGCCAGGUGGAAACAGACAGGCAAGCCACAGCCCAGAAUGGUAGAGAUGGGGAGAAACAGACAGCAGCAGAUGAAGAAAACACUCAGAGAACUAAUGAUUUUCAGGGUGUCAGAGGUGGUGUGAUCCAGAGUACACGACGGAGACGGCGCGUGUCUCAAGAAGCCAAUUUGCUGACUUUGGCCCAAAAAGCUGUUGAGCUGGCUUCUCUUCAGAAUGUAAAGGAGCUGGAUCCUUCAGAAGAGAAGAAGAGUAUGGUGCUAGCUCCUGGACCUACAGCUGCAAAAAGUGUUGUGGAAUUUGCCAGUUCUUCACCACCUCCCAAAAAGGCCCGGGAGGAUAACAGCCUUGUGCCUCUUAUCAUUCCUGUGUCUGUGCCAGUGAGAAAAAUUGACUUGCAGAGCCUGGGAAAGGACAAGUCUGAGGAUGGAAAGCUCCAGAGAGGCCAAACAAAUGAUCGAGCUCCUUGUGAACGCAAACCCUCUGUGAUAGUCACUCGGCGGCGAUCUAAUCGUAGUACUAACAUGGAAACCUCAAAUCAGCAAGAAGAUGCUGUUCCAAAGGAUGAAGCAGAGGGCUUUGCCCGAAAACCAAAGCAGCGGCCACGACCUGAGCCACUCUUCAUACCACCAAAAGCUGGCACCUUUAUUGCGCCACCUGUUUAUUCUAACAUUACUCCCUAUCAGAGCCACUUACGGUCACCUGUCCGUCUGGCAGAUCAUCCUUCGGACAGGAACUUUGAGCUACCUCCUUACACUCCUCCACCAAUUCUCAGUCCAGUGAGAGAAGGAUCUGGGCUGUAUUUUAAUGCUAUCCUCUCUUCAAGUGGUCAUUCGGUCCCACCUCCGAUGACUCCUAAAAGUGCUCACAGAACUCUGCUUAGAUCAAAUAGUUCAGAAGUUACCCCUCCCGUUCUCACAGUAGUGGGAGAAGCCACCCCAGUCAGCAUUGAACCGAGAAUAAAUGUAGGAACUCGCUUCCAAGCAGAAAUCCCAUCACUGCAAGAUAGAUCUCUGGCAGCUGCUGAUGAACAUAAAGCAGAACUGGUGUGGCAGCCGUGGGGUGACCUGGAAACCAACAAAGUCACCCAAGAGAAUGUUGAAAGCCUGCUGGCUGCUGCCUGUUCAAGCAUUUUUCCUGGGGCUGGAACCAACCAGGAGCUGGCGCUGCAUUUCUUACAUGAGGCCAAGGGAAGCAUUCUGGGAGCUUUGACCAAACUGCUAUUGAAGAGCCCAGUACGAUCACCUGGCCACCCCUUGGCAGAUUAUCACUACACAGGAUCAGACAAGUGGAAAGUUGCUGAAAAAAAACUUUUCAACAAAGGCAUUGCAAUCUACAAGAAGGACUUUUUCUUGGUCCAAAAGCUUAUCAAAACCAAAACGGUGGCUCAGUGUGUAGAGUUCUACUACACAUACAAGAAACAGGUGAAAAUUGGUCGGAAUGGGACCUUAAUCUUUGGGGAUAUUGAUGUUCCUAAUGAGAAAUCUAUGAAAGAUGAAGCUGAAGUUGACAUCAAGAGUUCCCAUAGGUUUGCACGUGUUCUUCCUCCCAGAAGGGACAUUUACAAUGAAGAACAGGAGUAUGGGGAGGAUGAGGAGGAGGAGGAGGGAGAAGAGGAGGCAGAGGAAGAACUACAUAAUAGAAAGAAGAACACAGUUACUUUCAAAGAUGAACAGACACUACAAGAUGGUGUAAUAGCCUAUGAUGCCAACAUGAGGAGUCAAGAGGCAGCUGUCCCAGGCAGAAGUGGAAGGAAGCCAAGGGAGACAGCAGUGAAGCCUCGGAAGCCUCUCACUGCCCCAGUGCAGCGGAGGCGGCGGAAACAGAAGAUAAAAUCAGAUGCUACCAGUAAAACUCAGAACACAGAGAACACAUUUCCAUGUAAAAAAUGUGGCAGGGUGUUCUACAAGGUGAAGAGCCGCAGCGCUCACAUGAAGAGCCACGCGGAGCAGGAAAAGAAGGCGGCUGCGCUGAAGCAGCGGGAGAAGGAGGCGGCAGCGGCGGCGGCGGCUGCUCACAGCCAGGCCCGGCGGGAGGAGAGCAGCGAGAGUGGGAGCAGCAGCAGCAGCAGCGGGAGCAGCAGUGCCAGCUCGGAUGAAGAUGGAGAAAUAUAGCAGCAGACCAGAAGUGGAGGGGGAGUACCAAGGCUGGACCGACCUCCCUCUUGGUGGCCUCACUGGUUUUUAUUGCUUGCACUUUCCGUACCUGAGCCGUCAGGUCUCAGUUUCAGUGCUGCCGUUCCCCCGUGCCACGUGUUCCACUUCACCUUGCCAGUACUGACCAAGCCGAGUGGUGGAUGGGAAGAUUUGUUUCAACUUGGAUAUUUUUUUUAAAACAAAUGAGAUUUCUAUUCUAUUUAUAUCGAUACCUGAGGUACAUCACAGAACAAUGUCACCUGCAGUGGAAGUAAGUUCUCUCUCAGGUCGGUCAGACCUUUCUUUUUGUGCUUGUCAGGAGCCAUGUUAACAGGACACUUGGAUAUAAAGGUUUCCAGAACAGAGCAAGAAAAUGGUGCUCUUCUGUGAGCUACAUUUAUCCAGUUACUGUGACACUGGUGAUCUCUAGAUGUUUCCUUACUCAACAAGUUCUCCUUCCUGUUACACUUUCCUGCCUUUCUGAGCAUCUGUUCAGGCAGACAACAAGUUUAGUGAAAAGAUGAUGUGCACUUUUGGCCUCUGCUUCACACAAAUUCAAAGUGCUAUGAGUGAGACACUUCCUUUUGAGAGGAAGUUUUCUUUUUCAACAGGAAGGCUGAGGUGGUUUCUUUGAUGCCAUUAAGAAUGCAGCAACAGAUAAUAAAAAUACCCUGUGCGAUUCAUGUAGGUCUUGUGAGUUGUCUCACCUUGGAAAACAGAGUAGUCUGCCUUUGACUAACCUAAUGGAGUGUAGUCUGGGCUUCACAAGUGCAAUUUGAAAUUAAAACUGAUUGUUUUGACUUGGCAUAAGUGGGAGCAAGUUUGUUUAGUGAAAAUGAACCAAGUUGUUCUCGUGCACUGGAUGCUGUGCACCUGAGAGAUGGGAGGAAUGGACUCUCAUCCUUAGCAAGGAUCCCUCUGUGAAUGGCUUUUACCUCUCAACAUGUCCAUUUCCUUCUUGUGGCAGUCCUCAUUUAUUCCUUGUGAUUGCCAUCAAGAGCUUGUAUGGUGGGGCCCUACCUUCCCAAAUACUUCCUGUCAGGCAGCAUGUGUGUGCAGGAGAAGCUUGUCACUUUAAUUCCCCACCAGUGGAAUUCCACACCGGCCUGCUGGGCUGUCCUGCUGUGAGCUUUGCUCUUUGCUGAAAGGCUGACUCUUCCUCCAGAACUGACACAUGCUAAUAGCCCAAAAAAUCUAGCCACCAAACACCUGCUCGUGAAAGAGAGUUAAGAAGUAGUGAAGUGGUCCAGGUGACAUAGAUUUGCAUGGGAUUGUUCUGUACAUCUUCUGUGGCCCACAUUUAUCAUUGCUUUGUAAAGAUGCAAAGAAUCAAAUCACCUCCUGUGCUUCACAGACAGUGAGUCCCAGGCUGUACUGCAGCUGUCCAGCUUGCUCCUUCCAGACAAGGCUUAGAAGCAGCGCUGGUCUCCUGGCUUGCUGGCUGUGGCACUGUGUCAGGCGGUUUGUGUGCUGCUCUGGCUGUGCAAUGCUGAAGGAGCAGAUGGCUCCUGUGUUCUCCAGCAGGGAUCCUUUGGGAGGGGGUGCAGGGGAUGUUGCUGUAAGUGAACUACAGAGUGUUCUUGGCUAUCUGAUUGGGGGUCUUUUUGAUAUUGACCCUUCCAGCUGCCAGAUAAAUUCCAGGUUAACUCUGCAAAGUGGCUGUAACUCUAGUGUGCCACCUGGCAAUCUUUUCCUGCCACGUGGUUUUAUGCAGCCAUGGUUGCUUCACCCUCUGCCUGGGGGACUGUGUAUUGUACCAUGUUUGCUGACCUAUGCCUUUGCAUAGAAUCCCUUCUCUUUCUAGCAGAGACAGUUACUGCUCUUAAAUCAUUAAGGACUGCACUUCAUUCAACGUUGAUACUUUUGCCUUCCAUUUUCUGCCAAGGGUGUGUUUUUCAUUCCUAACAAAAAGAGGUUUCCUUUUGGUGUUUGGAUGACUGUUCCAUGUCCUUAGGUGCAUGGGUCUUGUGGGCUAACUAAGCUGUGGGAGCAGAUGGCAUGUCACAAACUGUUAAAGUAAUUCCACAACUGCAAAGAACUAAAAGCUGCUCAUCUUUAAAGAGGAGCUUGAGCAAACCAGGCUUCCUGUUAAGAGUUCCAUGUUUAUUAUAAUCUCUUUUUCCUUUGGAAAACUGGAGAAAGUGCUUGUCUGCCCUUCUCCUAGGGCCUCUGGAACAGAAGCUUUAGCAUAGUGGGCCAGGAUGGAUAGUAGCUGAAGCAGCUAGACCUCAUGGUCCACUGGUAGUGCUGGGAUGAAUUCCAGUAAAAAGCAAUGAUGAAAUCAACGUUUCUAGGAAGUUGCCAAUAGUUUCCAGACCUUGAGAACUGCAGGGCAACAGUUCAGAAACAAGCUGGGCUUGUGAUUAUAUCUAAAAAGGAUUUAAGGGUAAGGUCAGGAGUGAUACUGUUGUGGAUGAAUGUAUUAGCCUGCAAUAGCAGUGUUGCAGCAGCAGAACUGUGUACAGUUACUUAACAGACACUGGGAAGGCCUAGAAACACAUAACAAAGAAAUGGAGCUGGGGGUGGAGCAGGCACACAUUGAGAGAGAUGGCAAAGAGGUUUUUGAGAUUGGAGAGGAGAUCUGAUUAAGCUUGAGAACUCAAACAAGGUUAAUAGAACUGGCUUGGGAAAAUGGUUUUACUAUCCCUGCUAAAACAAUGCAAAACCCUGUCUGAAUGCAGUUCUAACAGCAAGCAGGAGCAGAUGCUGAAGAAAAAAGCAAGAGACAGUAUGGAGUAGCAGAGUGUAGUUCCAGCUAGAAAAUAGGAUGCUCAACUAAAAAGAACUUAGGUGUGUUCUCAUGUAAGGGACAUCUGCAGAGAGGUUUGUGCUGAAAUGUACUGUUCUCCUUGUGGGCAGAAAAUCAGGACAUUUCCCUGCCUUUCGUUCUUCUGCUCUGUGUAUCACCUGCAUCUACUGUAGUAUUUUUAGAGUCUGGAAGUAUGCCUGGGUGAUAAUGAGCAAACAUCUAGUCAUGAGCCUCAGGAGCUUUCAAGUUUGAAGCAGUUUUAGUUCUGUCAUAGCAAAUCAGAGUGACAAGCAAGUGAUCAGAGGAAAUUAGGUACAAAGAUUUAGGCAGAAAAUCAUGGGGUUGCUUUAAGUCCCAAUUUAGUCUUUCAGAUAUGAUGACACUUGAAUGCAAGCACUAUUACAGUCUUCCAAAGACCAGAUACUUCACUGAGUCUGCCUGUUUUAGGACACUGAUACAAUUUGUCCUCUCAUCAAGGACAGGCCAGUGAGGUGCCGGGGAGAGUAAAUCAGAGGUUUUCUUUACUUGCAAAAAAGCAAUGUGUAUAUUACACACUGAAUCCAGUACUGGUUGUUUCUCCCUGCUGCAGUACAAGUAGAAGAGAAAAGGAAGACUUGAUACAGCAAGGUCUGUCAUUGGAAGAAAAUCAGAAAAGGGCUUUUUCUGAGGAGAACCUCUAACAGCUGCAGGCUACCAUGGCUGACCAAAACCAGGUAGAUGUUCCAAGUGGCAUCUAAUGGAAAUGGUUUGGAACAUGUUUACAUAGGGCUAGUGGCCACCAGAAGACUUCUUUUCUGUCAUGGUAGUAAGUAAACAUGGCCCUCUUUUGAGUAUCUUAUUUAAAAGCAAGCAAGCAAAACCAAACCUGCUGCCCACUUGCUUACAGUAGGAGGCUGAGAUCGAUUGUGCAUCUAUUGGAUCCUGCCUAACAGCAAAAGUUGGCAGAGAAUUGGUUUUUGUCAAACUCCUAACCCCCAAGUUGCUGUGGGCAAAGCCUUUGAACUGAAAUUGUCUAAUCUGGAGUGAAUUCUGGUACUGUUCUCAGCUGGGGGGGGGGGAAACAACUCGUGGCUCAUUACUGCAGCACAGUGUUAAUUUAAGCCUGUCUUGUUCCAAUUACAAGUUUUACAAUGCUUAGUUCUUGUCUAUAUCCUGUGGAUUUGUCCAUUUUAAAACUCCACUUUCCAUUGUUCAAAGGCUUAUUUACUGAUCCCCAUUCAGUACGAGGGCUUGCUGUUGGGAAGGAAGGCACUAUAGGCUCAGUCGUUUGAACGAGGCGCCUCUUGGCUUCAGCAGCCUUUUGCACGGGAACAAAUCAAAGGUUUAUAGGCUGCAAUUCUGUAAAUGUGUACUAAUAGAUUUGCCUUUUAGAGUACAAGAUGAGGCUUCAGGUGGUCGUACACUCAGUGGUCAGGUGGCUGUAUUUCAGAAGCUCUUUGAGUCUCAACGCCGGCGUUGGGCGUUGCGGAGAUGCAGCGACGGGUCAUGUUUUGCCCUGAUGGUGUUACUUCCACGUUGUCUGCCCUUUACAGAUAGAUUCAGUCUUUCAGGUUUAUGAUCUGCAUGGAUAGCAUCUCAGUUUUUUAAGACUCUGUGUAUAUAAUUACUAGAUCUAUGCAUGCACUGGUGAUGCAUAUCUGAUAUAGCUGGUGUUUCGCAGCCUAUCUGUGAGAACAACCACUCUGCAGUUUAAUUUAUUUGAUGUUUUUUUCCAUUUACUGACACAGGUAAUGGUAUCUGAGAGAGCUCAACUCUGUAAGUUCAAGGCCUACAGAUAUUCAGUUGGCUGUGCAGGACCCUGACAUUUUGCUAGCUAGGAAGGACCAGGUAGGAACGUCACAGUUUAAAGGCAGGGCAAAGACAGACAUUAUAAAGCCUAAAGGUAACUCACCUGUUAAUCCCAUACUAGGCACGUAAUGUGAAGUUCAAAUUAGCUCUGAUUUAUCAAACUGAGGCUUUUGAUAGUUUUUAUCAUUGCAACAAGCUUAGAUUAAAAUCAACAUUGAAAAAAAGUGUUUCCUAAACCACAGAGUGAACGUUCACUCUCAGCAAUGACACGCUUCUUAGUUCUCUUUCAGGCAGUGGACUAGAAAGUUCCUACAGGCCUGUAUCCUACUUAAAAAGAAAUGAGAGUAGGGAGGGCUGUAGCUGUAGAAGUCUUGUCUGCUUUCCUGCAAUGGCACCUUUAGUCCAGUGAUUACCUCUGCCACAAACCUUAUUCUAAACCACAUUUUCCCACACAAACUUUCUCCCCAUUUGAUCUUCUGCUGUACAUCUGAGAGUUUAUAAAGCUUUAAAGAGACAGAGCAGCAGUGUCUACAGAUCACGUUUGGUUGGUUGUUGUGGGAGGGAGUUUCUAUGUAAACUCAUCACUUGGGUUCAGCUGCUUUACUCGCCCUCCUUCUCCCUUGUGUCACACCUUAGGAAGACACAAUCUUUGACUCCCCACAGCUGUCUUAAGGAUUUUUCUUUCCAAGACUAGGAUUCCACUGACAGCUGAGCCUCAAAAACCCCUUUAACUUCUCCAGAUGACAAGACAACAUCUAUUUUUAUAGAAAUGUAUAUUUUAAGAAUCAGAUUCCUGCAGCUUCUCCAUAUGUAUUUCCCCCCCCCCCUUGUAGUUCAGAUUUGAUAUAAACUUUGUUUCUUUGUGUUCAUUCUUUUAAUGUUUGGUUUUUAAAUUUGUAGUCAGAAGCUUUGGUGUACUGUACAGGAGCAGUCAGCCUUUGUAAUUACUGUAUUAAAUGCUUUAUAAUAAAGUAUAUGACUUUUUAUUUGAACAAGCGGAGCAAACACUUCCUUUUGUGUGUUUGCUGCCUAGGGCACCUUUUCAAAGACUGUUACAUGUUUAAAAUGUACAUAUAUAAAUAUCUUUACCUGUUGCUGUACAGUUGUGAUAGACUGGACUGAAUUUAUUUUUUGUGUGCUUUUUUUUAUAAACUAUUAAUACACUAAAGGAGAUCUUGCUGAUGUGAUUGUAAUGUACUAUGUAACUUA
Colius striatus (speckled mousebird) is the source of this 9506-nucleotide messenger RNA. RefSeq names its product mitotic deacetylase associated SANT domain protein (gene MIDEAS). Gene Ontology annotation, cellular component: histone deacetylase complex; transcription regulator complex. Bases 395 to 3739 code for a protein of 1114 amino acids. The transcript is spliced from 13 exons. The record is from RefSeq and is a predicted model, not a curated record. Gene Ontology annotation, biological process: negative regulation of DNA-templated transcription; regulation of transcription by RNA polymerase II. Lineage: Eukaryota; Metazoa; Chordata; Aves; Coliiformes; Coliidae. Gene Ontology annotation, molecular function: transcription corepressor activity.